Messenger RNA from Anguilla anguilla (European eel), 2903 nucleotides. Its product is annotated as GTPase IMAP family member 7-like. The transcript has 3 exons. Gene Ontology annotation, molecular function: GTP binding. The record is from RefSeq and is a predicted model, not a curated record. The coding region runs from base 211 to 1404 and encodes 397 amino acids. NCBI's taxonomy places the organism in Eukaryota, Metazoa, Chordata, Actinopteri, Anguilliformes, Anguillidae.
GGUGGGUGCCCGGCGUAAGAAAACGAAAGUAAGAUAUGAACUACGGCGAAGUCGGCAAUGGCGCACAGGCCUACAUUUUGACAAGUUUCUCAUGCCAUAUAUAAUUUCAGCGUUUCCAGUUUGGUCCAAGGAUAAUGCAUCAAGUAAUUUGCGGUCAUUUUUGGUUUUCAACUGGUUGAUUUAACUGACGAGAACCGACAAGAAAAAGCAAUGUCGAUGUUGCAUCAUGGAGAGGAGCCCCCCCAGCUCUCCGAUCUGAGACUGGUCCUUCUGGGAAAGAGGGGUGCUGGGAAGUCUGCUGCAGGGAACGCCAUAUUUGGGAAAGAUGAGUUCCGCGGGAAUGAAGGGGUGUCGUGUGUGAAGAGACAGGCGGAGGUGGCGGGAAGGUGCGUCACUGUUGUGGACACUCCAGGGUGGGACAGGGUCAGUACCUUUCGCACGCCUGAACAGGUGAAACAGGAAAUGACCCGUAGUGCGUUCCUGUGUCCUCCGGGACCCCACGCUGUCCUUCUGACCAUCCCUGUGGAGGAACUCCCGCAGAGGGAAAAGAAAUCGGUGAAGACCCACAUGCAGCUGCUGGGAGAGAGGAUCUGGAGACACACUUUAGUGCUGUUCACCUGCGAAGAGGAAAUGGAGAGGAGCGCCAUCGAGGAGCACAUCAGCAAAGAGAAGUCUCUGCAGUGGCUGGUGGAGCAGUGCGGCUACAGGUACCAUGUCCUGAACAUCGCCAAGGACUGCUCCCGCACCCAAGUCAUGGACCUGUUCGGGAAGAUCGAGCAGAUGGUGGCAGAAAACCGCGGCAAGGUCUACCUGCCCCAGGUUUACUAUGACAUCAUAGAGAGCGCAAGGCCAAAGGAAUACACUGAGCUGAGACAAGAAUAUGACCAGCGUGAACUGCAACUCAAACAGAGCUGGAGAACAAAGGAAGAUGAGUAUAAGGCACAGAUUGAGAAACUUAAGAAACAGGUUGAGGAGCUAAACACAAGAGAAACAGAGAUUAAACCAAGGAAGAGGAGUGGCAGUCUUGAGACCCCACCUGACAUGUCAGCAGAAAAAGCAGAGAAGGAGGUGGAGCAGAGCAGAGGGCUGAGGGUGGACCUGGAGACCGUCAAACAGGGAUACAGAGAAGAGGCCAUGGCCAUUGUGCAGCACUAUGUCAAGCCUAUUCUAGUCUUUCUGGUGGCCAUAGUGGGUGCACUAUUGGGAUCCAUAGUGGGGUCGUUUAGAGGGCCUUAUGGGGCAGCUGUUGGUGUUCCCAUUGGUGUGCUUGUAGCGCUUCUGCUAGCAUCGGUAGUGAGAACAGAGGCCAGAGCUGCGAGAGGUACUCCUCCCAGUGUGGGGACUUGCAGCAGCCCAAUUCAGAGAGAUCCACUACAGGGCACACUUUCCACUGCACACAGAUGAGGGGGGGCUCAGACCUACAACAGCAAUAGACCAGAGGACUGUGUGUGUGUGUGUGUGUGUGUGUGCGUUUGUGUAGGUGUGUUUGUAUUUGUGUGAAUCUGUGUGUAUGUGUAUGUGGUAGAUGUAGUUUAUUUUAUAAUAAUGUAAAUAGUGCCUCAGAAACAAAAGAAACGUCUAAUGAAAAAUUAACACUAACCCCUUAUACUCCAAACAACAAACUAUCCCAAAAUGAACCUAAAUGCACCUAAUCAUACAGGUACACCGUAUACCUCCCCAACCACCGACAACCUUUGAUCGUGGCAAAGUGUGCUUGUAGAUACUUUGUGGCGACUACUUCAUUCUGAUGGUAAGGUUUAAUGUGAGUGAGGUUUAGAUUCAAUGGGGCUGGCUGCAAUCAACCCUGGCUGUGUUGAUUUAGUGACUGAGAGGGCAGUUACUUUUUCACAUGGGUGAUAUGGGUGUUUGAUAACCUUUUUCAUUAAAUGAAUGAUGUAAUAAUUUAAAUGUUGUUGUGUUUACUCAGGUUCCCUUUGUCUAAUAUUACAUUUUGUCUAAAGAUGUAAAACCAUUCAGUGCGACAAAUAAGCAAUAAUAGAGAAAAUCAGGAAGGGGGUAAAUAUUUUUAACAGUACUGUAUGUCAGUGCUUGAUGGCCAGGGAAGUUGUCAUGCCUUUGUGGGGUGUGGUGGGUUGGAUCUUGUGGGAUCUAUUCUGUAAAAAUAUGUAUUUUUAUAUAUAUAUUUUAUAUAUAUGUAAAAAAAAAAAAUAAUAUUUUACAUUCAUGGUGCUAUUAGUGUAGCAGUGUAGUAUGAUGGGUAAGGAAUUGGUCUUGUGAACAGAAGUUCACAAGUUCAAAGUUCGAUUCCCGGGUAGGACACUGCCGAUGUACCCUUGAGCAAGGUACUUAACCUGCAUUGCUUCAGUAUAUAUCCAGCUGUAUAAAUGGAUGCAAUGUAAAUACUAUGUAGAAUGUUGUGUAAGUCGCUCUGGAUAAGAGUGUCUGCUAAAUGCCUGUAAUGUAAUUUGUUUUAACAGACUCCUGAGCCUAGAACAAAGGCCUAGAACAAGGGUUCCUAAACCCUUGUGUAUGCUGCUUUUCAUUCCAAUCACAGUCGCAAUCCCAGAAUUUUAACAAGCUGUUAUAUCAGCCCCAGGACUGGGUUUGAGAACCAAAUCCCUGGCCUAGAAUCAAGACUAGGUACUGAUAGCUCAUUUAUACCUGCAUUAAGGAAUCAAUUGACUAAUCCUGACUAAUCAGAAACACCUGUGCCCUGAAAUAGUGGGGUGUUGAUUGUAUAAAAAGUGUUGUUAUCUCUACUUGGUGAAACCAAAGUACAUAAAGAUUUAUUUUAAUAAAAACUGAGAAGCUUCACUUUAACCACAUGUGAAUUGUUUGAUUUACAAAUCUGAAGUUGUGGAGUACAGGGCCAAAUCAUAUAGCCUACACUUAUGACUGCAGCUUUUCUUUUCUCUUUCGGGGGAAAAGAGGCAUCAGUGUGU